This is a messenger RNA of Dendronephthya gigantea, 729 nucleotides long. RefSeq lists its product as uncharacterized. The transcript is spliced from 4 exons. Lineage: Eukaryota; Metazoa; Cnidaria; Anthozoa; Malacalcyonacea; Nephtheidae. Bases 52 to 729 code for a protein of 225 amino acids. The record is from RefSeq and is a predicted model, not a curated record.
CAUCAUAUACGACAACGAUAUUUUUCAAAGCACAAGUCAGUGGUAAAUGACAUGAAGGUGCACAAAAUAUUGCAAUUUGAUGCUUGCUUGAUUACAUGUUUCUUUAUUGGACAAAUAUGGAGCAAUGCGCGAGCCGAACCUUUCAGGGAGGAAUGUGCUAGGAAAGGGAUAUUCAAGAAAAAACAGAAAGAUUCAUCAUUGCAAAACCAUAUCAUUAAAACUAUUGAGGUCAAUCACCUGGCAAUGUGUACAAUCGCUUGUUUGGAUCAUGCGCAAUGCAAGUCAUACAAUUUCCAAGAAACAGAAAACCCUCUGAAAUCAUGUGAACUUAGUUCUUCUACUAAGGAUUCAUCAAGUUCAGACGUAAUAUCUCGACCAGGGUACUCAUAUUACGAUGCUCAGGACGAACCUCCGUGUUACGCAUCUUGUCCAGGUGAAAAAUGUGUUUACACCUGCUCAGGGCCGCCUACUUGUAAAUGUCCCGAAAACAUUUAUUACCCAGUUUUUCAAGGACGCCAUUGUGAAUAUCCAUGUAAGUAUUCAAUUGUCAAGAAAAAUGGAUCUGUGUUCGAACGCACACUUGGCGCAUUUGUCACGCGUGAUAGAAAAUAUCAAACAUGUUUGAUAAUUGGAUAUUACGACACGAAUGACAGAAUAUCUCAAUUUGGCCCCGCAGACGAGGAAUAUGUGCAGGUGACAAUCGUCACGAGUGACGUGUGUGCGUGCUAA